AUGAGAAAUGGAGUUGUUAGGAUCCGUGGACGUUUACGCAGACGAUGUACAGCACCCUCGACCGACAAUCAAAUUAGUCCCAGCGAAGAGGAAGCACCGAUUAUCAAAAAAGAAAUAAGUAAGAUAGUUACUCCGCAACGUUUAUUACGUGUGCCUCGAAAUGAAGUUAUUGGAAAUCUGGACAAUUUUUCUCAGCGUUACCAUUUUACUGAUGAUUUCGGAGAGGACAAGGAAGAUUCAGAAGAUGAGCAGUAUUUGGCAAAGCGGAAAUUUUAUAUCGUUGCUGAUGGUGGAGUCCCAUCAGAAUUAUAUAGGACGGAUUUAUUGCACAGAAUGAAACAGGAAGAGGAUAGCGAUGCGUCAUCAGACGAUGAAGCAACAUUUGUAGCAAUGAGUGAUCGUUGGAAAGAGGAAUGGAAUCACGGUGUGCAGGUUCCAUUGUUCAAGAAGUUGCCGGAUUUUAUUGUUCACCACUCUCCAUGCUCCUCAUCUAUCGGUUUACGGGUGCGGCCACGCGUUUCUUCGAAAAGGAAUGGCUCAUUGAUCUCAGUUCACGAUCGUCGGUAUAUUGGUGAUAAACACAAGCAUAUAAUUAUGCCAAAAUUGCGUAAUUAUCAAGCAGAUAGACUUGAUCGUGUAUUUCUGUUCAAAUUAAAUGAAAAACGAUUCGCUGUUGGGUUGCCACCAAUCAGUGAAAAGACUUUCGGCGAAGUUAUAGAUAAAUUGGAGGUUUCUUGCUGUCAGGCAAUGCUUAACGACCUCAUAUCAUCUGUUGCUUCCCCUAUAAUCUCCGCGGAUGCAGAAUUUGAUGAAAACGUAUGCUGUGAUAUAUGUCGUCAGCCGGAUUAUGAAGAAGACGAUAAAAUUAUAUUCUGUGAUGGUUGCAACGUAGGUGUACAUCAGUCUUGUUACGGACUUGAUUCUGUCCCACCGGAUGAAUGGCUUUGCCAGAAGUGCAUGCUUCUUGGUUACAAUGCCCUUCCUCAGUGCGUGCUGUGUCCGCUUACGGGUGGUGCAAUGAAGUGCACAAAAGAAGGUGACACAUGGGCACAUAUUGUUUGCGCACUUUGGAUACAUGAAGUCCGUUUCGCAGAUGUUACUCAUCGUGAACCGAUUGCGAAUAUUUGUGAUAUACCUUAUGGACGGUGGACGCUCAGAUGCUCGAUAUGUGGUACGAAGCAAGGAGCUUGUAUUCAGUGUUCUAUAGAAACAUGUACAACUGCUUUCCAUGUGUGCUGUGCAUUUCGCAGUGGACAAAUAAUGUGUAUAGAGCAUGAUAGCGACGAUGGCAGUAAUGAAAACGAUGUUGAUGAUGAUAAUGUUCGUAUGGUUAGCCUCUGUAGACAGCAUUCACUGGAGAAAAUGUUUGGCUCCAAUCUGAGGUUUUGCAACCCAGAUGUCCUUUGUGCAACUACAUUAACGCUGCAAGAAAUGGAACGCAUAUUUUUCUUAUACGUAACUGUAGAAGAUAUCGCGGGCAUGCUCUCACUUAGCGAUGAUGUGGUUUCGGACAUUUAUGAAUACUGGAAGUUGCGUCGUAUUGAUAAUGGAUACAAAGCAUUGCUGAACGACAAAUCGGAGGUUGAGCGACAAAUAGCUCUUCGUUUGCGAUCAUCUCCCUUUGCAGUUCUUCCCAGUAGACAGCAGAGCGAAGCGGUAAUACGGCAAAAUUUGGAAAAGGCGCGGAAUUUAUGUUAUAUGGUAGGAAAACGAGAGAAGAUCAAAUUAUGCGCAUUGCAGCGCUGGAUUGAUACAUACAAAUGUGUUUAUCAAAUGCUGACUGAAAAGAAUGUUCCUUACAGUAGGAGAGUUUUAAAACAUUUCAUUCAUGCGGUGAGUUCGAUGCAGCAAGCGCUGUCAGAUUCAGGUGAUGUUGCCACUUCAUCAGAAAAUCUUGUUUCAUCGCCGAGAUCACCAUUUCCUCCACGAAAACAACUGUCAGUGAGCAAUCGCAUUCGCGAAAGAAAUGGAUUAUCGCGUCAGCUGCGAAAGCAUGCCAUGCAGGGAGUUCUUUUCGCUGCAGACACGUUUAUCAAGAAUUCCCAACAAUCCUUUACCUCGGGUCGUUAUAGUUUACGGGCAUAA
This is a messenger RNA of Cercopithifilaria johnstoni, 2085 nucleotides long. The record is from the annotation of a GenBank genome assembly. NCBI's taxonomy places the organism in Eukaryota, Metazoa, Nematoda, Chromadorea, Rhabditida, Onchocercidae.